AUGAACUAUCAAGCAGAGGAAAUAUUCGCUCAGGAGUACCCUUAGCAACCUUAGUAGCCUUAGUAACCUUAACAACCUUAGUAACAAAGGAAAAUUUUCAAAGCUGCGAAAAAACCUUCAGCAUAAGAAACUAGUUAGAAAAAUAUUAAUUAAACGCCAAGUCCAUUGUAACUUGACAAAGUGCAGCAAUCUUUAGAGGAAAAAGUUAAGGGGAAUUAAUUUUUCUCAUAAAAAAAUUAUUAAAAAGCUAUCGAAUGUUAUACCAAAGCCAUUAAUUUACAUGGUACUGAUUCCAUUUACUACUCGAAUAGAGCUGUUGUCUAUAAAUAAAUAAAUAAAUUAUAAGAGGCCAAAAAAGAUGCAGAAUAAGCUAUAAAAAUUGAUUAAACAAAUGCAAGGGCAUACUUCAUUUAUGGAACAGUUAUUUUACUUGAAGUAUAAAUGAGUCCAGAAAUUAGUGAAUAACUAAUUAAAUAGGCUCAUAAAGGUCUGUAAUAUUUAGACUAGGCAUAUGAGAAUAUUAAAGAUAACAAUGAUUAAUAAAAGAAUAAACUGAAAGUUUUAAUUAAUCAAAAUCUAGGAAAAGGAAGAAGAAUGGUUUUUUUGAUAGCUCAAGAAAUGGAUAGAAUCAGUAUGAAAAUUAUAUAGUUUGUAGAUGUCUAAUCUUUAAAAAGUAUCCUUGCUGAAAUUGCAGAAAGAAGAAAGGUGAAGUUAGAUUGGAAUUAUCUCGAAAGGCAAACCUAAAAAAAGAUGCUCUAAGAUAUACCAAUACCUUAGGCUUUUAUAUGUAUUAUAUCAUUUGAAAUAAUGAAUGAACCCAUUCUAUUUAACACUGGUCAAACAUAUGAAAAAGAUAGCAUCUAUAAAUAGUUUACUUCAAAUGGUUGCGCAGAUCCUAUUACAAGAGAAUAAAUUAAUCCAUAAACUGCAAGGCAUAACUUGUAGUUACUGCAAGGAAUAAAUUAAUUAAAAUAAAAAUAUGGAUGGAUUGGAAUAGAAUAAGAGGAGAAUUACAAACUAAUAAAAUUUGAAUGA
Paramecium tetraurelia is the source of this 1035-nucleotide messenger RNA. RefSeq lists its product as uncharacterized. Gene Ontology annotation, molecular function: ubiquitin protein ligase activity; protein-folding chaperone binding. Lineage: Eukaryota; Ciliophora; Oligohymenophorea; Peniculida; Parameciidae. The record is from RefSeq and is a predicted model, not a curated record. The transcript is spliced from 3 exons. Gene Ontology annotation, cellular component: cytoplasm. Gene Ontology annotation, biological process: positive regulation of proteolysis; cellular response to misfolded protein; protein quality control for misfolded or incompletely synthesized proteins.